UUUCUCAGCCCUUUCCUUUGUAGAUAUUUCAUGAGUAACAAUACCAAGUGUAUGACCAGAGUUUUGAUGAUUUGGGAUGGUACUAACAGAGUUACUUUAUGGGCAUAUGCACAUUAAAGACGACUAGCACACAUUCCGCCCGAUGCCACCGCUAUGGCAUCGAUCGUGAAGGAGGGGAGGUAUCCCACAAGCCCGCUCGACUUCGCAUCACUGCCCAACUCCCCUUUAUCGACACUUUCUGCAAGUUCUAAUGAAGCAAUUUACGACGGUAUAAUCACACACAAGCAAAGUCACUACUACUCGAGAAACCCACCAACCGCUCACCCUGUUGACGAAAUGAGUUUGAGAACAUACCGCCUUAAUAAAUUCCUUGUUGAGCCUGACAGUGCUUGCUUUGUGCCAGAAACAACUCGAACCGAAUAGCUUAGUUGCUAUUUCAUCCCAGCAUCAGUCAAUCAUGUUCGAGGGAUAAGGGUCAAGAAGGCCGGCCUAUUAAAUAGUUUAGCAAGAUGGGAUGUGGUCUAGAGAGAUGUCCCCG
This is a messenger RNA of Daldinia loculata, 538 nucleotides long. RefSeq lists its product as uncharacterized. NCBI's taxonomy places the organism in Eukaryota, Fungi, Ascomycota, Sordariomycetes, Xylariales, Hypoxylaceae. The coding region runs from base 154 to 423 and encodes 89 amino acids. The transcript has 4 exons. The record is from RefSeq and is a predicted model, not a curated record.